This is a messenger RNA of Wyeomyia smithii (pitcher-plant mosquito), 807 nucleotides long. RefSeq lists its product as uncharacterized. Bases 1 to 807 code for a protein of 268 amino acids. The transcript has a single exon. NCBI's taxonomy places the organism in Eukaryota, Metazoa, Arthropoda, Insecta, Diptera, Culicidae. The record is from RefSeq and is a predicted model, not a curated record.
AUGACGUCACGCAACACGGGUAGAGGUAAGACUGCUCAAUCUCUACAGCCUUCUGGAAUAGGUGACGGGAAUUCGGUUACGAAACGCUCCCGUGAGGAUCUAGAUCAAGUAGGCGAACAAGACCAGGCCCUGACGCUUGACAAUAUAAUGAAUCGUAUGCAGAUGCUUUUCGAAGAGACCAACAGGAAAAUCGAUCGCUAUCAGGGUGAGCUGCGCAAAGAUAUCGAUACUCUACGCUGCGAAGUGCAACAAUUCAAGAAUGACUGCCGUGAUGAAGUAAACAAACUAGCUGCUUCUGUUUCCACUGUGCGUACCGAUGUGUGUCUCAACAAAGAACGCAUGGCAGUAAACGAAAAGGCAACUGAUCUGCUGCUUUCGGGAGUGCCCUACAAUCCUACUGAAAACUUGGAUAGUUUUAUUAUGGCUGUUUCGAAUGCGCUGGGGUACACUGAGCAGGAAAUACCGUUGAUUUAUGCGAAACGUUUGGCCCGAUUACCUAAACAGGUUGGUUCAACUCCUCCCAUCAUCAUGCAAUUUGCAUUCAAGAUUGCUCGUGAGGACUUCUAUCGGCGCUAUCUGUCAUCGAGAAACCUUUCGUUGUUGCAUCUGGGAUUUAGCGUAAAUCAGCGGAUCUAUAUCAAUGAGAGUUUGACUGAGCUAGGACGGAAAAUAAAAGCUGAAGCAUUGAAGCUAAAACGAGAUGGGAAACUACAUGCAGUAUUUACUAGAGGUGGAAGUGUUUACGUAAAGACUGCAAUGGAUGCCGAGGCCGUACCCGCUCAUCGGUUGGACCUGCUACCGAAAUAA